This is a messenger RNA of Cyphellophora attinorum, 1392 nucleotides long. Its product is annotated as Transcriptional coactivator HFI1/ADA1. The record is from RefSeq and is a predicted model, not a curated record. Bases 1 to 1392 code for a protein of 463 amino acids. Gene Ontology annotation, cellular component: SAGA complex. NCBI's taxonomy places the organism in Eukaryota, Fungi, Ascomycota, Eurotiomycetes, Chaetothyriales, Cyphellophoraceae. Gene Ontology annotation, biological process: regulation of transcription by RNA polymerase II. The transcript is spliced from 2 exons. Gene Ontology annotation, molecular function: transcription coactivator activity.
AUGGCAACUAGCCUCGACGACACAUUCAAUCCCGCUACGCUUGCGCGCUCCGAUACAGUCACUUCGAACGCGACGACAAAGGCUGGUCCGUCAUCUGCUGUCAAGCCGGCGAAGCAGGUGCAGACGUACCCCAGGAUUGAUCUUGAGCCAUUCUAUGCGGAGGUCAAGUCGUUGAUUGCGGGCGACUGGGGGACGUACUAUGAUGCGCUUACGAGGUUCAUUCGAGGCCAGCUCAAUGCCAACGAAUUCGCUGAUCUAUGCGACCACUUCAUCCUGAUCAACGCAGCCACCGAACAUGCACAUAACGCCCUCAUCGGCGCUAUUCUCAGCAAUGUCGGCCGAGAUCCUCCCGAGCCGGGCACUGCGGCAUGGGUCAGCACCGCCGGUGACAAGCCCGGAGGCACCGCCUCCUCCAAACCCGCCGUCGCAAGCGAUGCAAGCGAACAGCGCCUAAAAGCAGAAGUCAUGGCCCUUCCACCGCGCGAACGGCGACGACUGAAGGCAGUGCUCGAGAGCGGCAAAGGUCUCGGUCUCGGUACUACCCCUGCCAUCGAAGAAGAGUCCGCAGUAGGCCUACGCGCAAGUAUGGAACAAUACCAACAAGCCUCGCGCAUAAAAGCACCACAGGUCCCUGCCUCAACCGCCGCCGGCACAAAGACGAACUGGGACAUCGAGAUCAGGAAACGCUACACCCAGCCGCUCUAUGCCGAGACACGCGAAUUCCCAGACGCCAACACCGUCCUCGCACGGAUAGUGCCCAUAUGCUACGAGGAAAGCGUGCCUUCAGGGACCAAUGCCGAAUGCGCUGAACUCGUCACAAUCGCUGCGGAAACAUUUCUCAAAAAUUUGGUGCACGACAUCUUCAACAAGGUCCGAGUCAAUGGCCCGCGCUACGAGAACGGCGCUGGGACGGGUGUGCUGACCGCCAACUACCUGAAACGGGUGCACAAGGAGGAAGCAGAAGUCAAGCUCGGUCGGCUUCAACGCGACAGGGACAAUGAUUUAUUACCUGUCGAGAGCAAGGAAGCGAAAGCGCGGAGGCCGUUGGGGAUUGGUGAUCUGAAGCUGGCGAACAAAGUCGGCCCCUCGCUGUGGAAUGGCAUGCCUAUGAUUGGCGCGCAGGUUAAUCACAAUCAGUUCGAUAUUGAUCUCGAGGAGUUCUAUGCCCAAAGGGAAAGAGAAGGGUUUGGUAGUCUUGCCAGUCAGAUAUUAGGGCCGAAGAAUGGCGAGAAGGCUGCGCAGACAAAUGGACACGUUGCUGAGAAGCAUGUCGAUGGUGAUGAGAUGGACGUCGAUGAGGAGGAGGACGAUGUUGGGUGGGAGGGCGCUGGUGCUCCUGAUCGGGAUAUGCUCAAGAGUACACUGGCUGAUCUGUUGGCUGCGCCGGCUUAG